AUGAAUGUAGAAUGUCGAUUUUAUGUGAACAAGAACCUUGAGCCACUUAUGUUCGAAGAACUACGACUGUCAAUUGGACGAGGUGUGGGUGGGUUUCUUCCGGCCGUCCGUCAGCUGGGCAACGUCGCUGCCCUACCAGGAAUUGUUGGGCACUCGAUUGGGCUUCCUGACAUUCAUUCAGGAUACGGAUUUUCUAUUGGUAAUAUCGCGGCAUUUGAUGUUUCUGACAAGAAUUCAGUGAUUUCCCCAGGAGGAGUAGGUUUCGAUAUAAACUGCGGUGUUCGCUUGAUAAGAACUAAUCUUUACGAAGAGGAUGUGAAACCUGUGAAGGAACAGCUCACUCAAGCCUUGUUCGAUUACAUUCCUGUCGGUGUAGGUUCACGCGGUGCAAUUCCAAUGUCUGCUUCUGAUCUCGUUGAUUGCCUUGAAAUGGGAAUGGACUGGACAUUGCGCGAAGGAUACUCUUGGGCUGAGGAUAAAGAACACUGUGAAGAGUAUGGUCGAAUGCUGCAAGCAGAUGCUACGAAGGUUUCAACCAGAGCAAAGAAAAGAGGCCUUCCUCAGUUAGGCACACUGGGUGCUGGAAAUCACUAUGCGGAAGUACAAGUGGUAGACGAAAUUUUCGAUAAGCACGCUGCUGCCAAAAUGGGAAUUGGAGAGCUAGGUCAAGUAGUCGUGAUGCUGCAUUGUGGAAGUCGUGGCCUUGGUCAUCAAGUCGCCACUGAUGCUCUGGUAGAAAUGGAGAAGGCAAUGUCACGCGACGGUAUUGUUGUUAAUGACCGCCAGCUGGCCUGCGCACGUAUACAUUCCAACGAAGGACAAGAUUACUUGAAAGGAAUGGCUGCUGCUGCGAAUUUUGCCUGGGUGAAUCGAUCAUGUAUGACAUUUUGUGUACGGCAAGCAUUCGCCAACGUCUUUACGAUGCAGCCGGAUGACCUGGAUAUGCAGAUGAUUUAUGACGUGUCUCAUAAUGUGGCAAAGAUGGAAGAACAUUUGGUGGACGGUCGCCCAACACAACUUUGCGUUCAUCGUAAGGGAGCUACUCGAGCGUUCCCUCCACAUCAUCCUUUGAUUCCCAUUGAUUAUCAGUUGACUGGACAGCCAGUGCUUAUUGGAGGUAGUAUGGGGACCUGUAGCUACGUCCUCACAGGAACUGAACGCGGUAUGGUUGAAGCGUAUGGUACAACUUGUCAUGGGGCGGGUCGAGCCUUGUCCCGAUCGAAAUCCCGUCAAAAGAUUCCAUGGAAUGAAGUUAUCGAAGGCUUGAAGAAAAAAGGAAUAUCUAUACGUCUAGCUUCUCCGAAGCUCAUUAUGGAAGAGGUGUGA
This is a messenger RNA of Cooperia oncophora, 1326 nucleotides long. The record is from the annotation of a GenBank genome assembly. NCBI's taxonomy places the organism in Eukaryota, Metazoa, Nematoda, Chromadorea, Rhabditida, Trichostrongylidae.